Molecule: messenger RNA, 1530 nt
Organism: Penicillium macrosclerotiorum
Lineage: Eukaryota; Fungi; Ascomycota; Eurotiomycetes; Eurotiales; Aspergillaceae
Product: glycosyltransferase family 20 protein
Exons: 5
Coding region: 1-1530 (509 amino acids)
Biological process (GO): cellular response to heat; trehalose biosynthetic process
Cellular component (GO): cytosol; alpha,alpha-trehalose-phosphate synthase complex (UDP-forming)
Molecular function (GO): alpha,alpha-trehalose-phosphate synthase (UDP-forming) activity
Source: RefSeq, a predicted model, not a curated record
AUGCCCUCUCUCGAAGAACCCAAGCAGAAUGAGGCACGCCUCCUGCUCGUUUCAAACCGUCUUCCGAUCACAAUCAAGCGCUCUGAGGAUGGCAAAUACGACUUCUCCAUGUCCUCAGGAGGCUUGGUGAGUGGGCUGAGUGGGCUGUCCAAAUCGACCACCUUCCAGUGGUACGGCUGGCCGGGACUGGAGGUGCCCGAGGCGGAGAUACCGGUCGUCAAGAAGCGUCUGAAGGAGGAGUAUGGUGCAGUCCCAGUCUUCAUUGAUGACGACCUGGCGGAUCGGCACUACAACGGAUUUUCGAACUCAAUCCUCUGGCCAUUGUUCCACUACCACCCUGGUGAAAUUACAUUCGACGAGUCGGCCUGGGAAGCCUACAAGGAGGCAAACCGACUCUUUGCCAAGGCAAUCGCGAAAGAGGUACAGGAUGGCGAUCUGAUUUGGGUGCACGACUACCACCUAAUGCUGCUCCCGGAGAUGCUUCGCGAGGAGAUCGGCAGCAGCAAACAGAACGUCAAGAUCGGGUUCUUUCUGCACACUCCCUUCCCCAGCAGCGAGAUAUAUCGUAUUUUGCCGGUUCGCAAUGAGCUUCUCUUGGGCGUGUUGCAUUGUGACCUGAUUGGUUUCCACACUUAUGAUUAUACCCGCCAUUUCCUGAGCAGUUGCUCACGACUGCUGGGACUUACAACAACACCGAACGGUAUCGAAUUUCAGGGCAAGAUAAUCACUUGCGGCGCCUUCCCGAUCGGCAUUGACCCCGAGAAAUUCAAAGAGGGUCUGAAGAAGGAAAAGGUGCAAAAGCGUAUCGCGAUGCUGGAGCAGAAGUUCCAAGGAGUCAAGCUCAUGGUUGGAGUUGAUCGGCUGGACUACAUCAAAGGCGUGCCGCAAAAGCUUCAUGCCCUGGAAGUCUUCCUCAGCGACCAUCCAGAGUGGGUAGGUAAGGUCGUGCUGGUACAAGUCGCAGUGCCUAGUCGACAGGACGUCGAGGAGUAUCAAAACUUGCGAGCAGUGGUGAACGAGCUGGUGGGCCGUAUUAACGGCAAGUUCGGCACUGUCGAGUUCAUGCCGAUUCAUUUCCUCCACAAGUCUGUCAAUUUUGACGAGCUUAUUGCCCUCUAUGCUGUAUCGGAUGCUUGCAUUGUGUCCUCUACCAGAGAUGGCAUGAACCUGGUUGCCUAUGAGUACAUUGCAACACAGCAGAAGCGUCAUGGUGUUCUGGUACUCUCUGAGUUCGCUGGAGCUGCCCAGAGUCUGAAUGGCAGCAUUAUUGUUAACCCCUGGAAUACCGAGGAGCUGGCUGGCGCAUAUCAAGAGGCUGUUACCAUGAGUGAUGAACAACGUGCUCUCAACUUCGCCAAAUUGGACAAAUACGUGUCUAAGUACACCAGUGCAUUCUGGGGCCAAUCGUUUGUUACCGAGCUUACCCGUAUAUCAGCUCAUUCAGCGGAUAAGUUUCAAGCGAAGAAAAUGGCCGUGGCGGCGUCCAACUCCACCGACGGCACCGUCCCAGCUCCCGAGCAUGCCGCAUGA